ACUUUGUCCUUUUGACUACAUAGUUCACAAUUAUAUAUGUCACAAUCGAGCGUUAUCUUUAUGGAACUUUAGAUAAAUGUGUUUCAAUAGAAAUCGUAGUGUGAAAACAGAAAUAUUAUGGAUGACGCAAUUUAUAUGGUGCUUCUUAUAGCCUUGGUGGGAUACUCUGAAGCUCUUGAAUGUUACAGCAACUUCUGCUCAAAUGUUGUUGAUAAAGUUAAAUGCAAUAUCACAACAAGCACUCUAUCGUGUUCAGCUGGUCAGUCCUGUUACAAAAAUCUGACAACAGGACAACAAAGUCUUGGGUGCAUUGACAAUCAGAAUUGUGAUUCGCAUGCUGCAGUUUCUACAAUUGUUGGAAGAGAUCUUGUAUCUAGGGAAACGUCUUCGUGUUUUGAAUGCUGCUCCACCGACCGUUGUAACUCCGCCCUUUGUCUCCAUCCUGGACGUAAGAGUGAUGCUGUUUAUGUAUUGAAUAUGUUCUUGUUUAUACAUUAA
Messenger RNA from Ruditapes philippinarum (Manila clam), 498 nucleotides. RefSeq lists its product as uncharacterized. Bases 118 to 498 code for a protein of 126 amino acids. Lineage: Eukaryota; Metazoa; Mollusca; Bivalvia; Venerida; Veneridae. The record is from RefSeq and is a predicted model, not a curated record. The transcript has 5 exons.